This is a messenger RNA of Anneissia japonica, 5110 nucleotides long. Its product is annotated as FACT complex subunit SPT16-like. Gene Ontology annotation, molecular function: nucleosome binding. Gene Ontology annotation, biological process: transcription elongation by RNA polymerase II; positive regulation of transcription elongation by RNA polymerase II. The transcript is spliced from 24 exons. The record is from RefSeq and is a predicted model, not a curated record. NCBI's taxonomy places the organism in Eukaryota, Metazoa, Echinodermata, Crinoidea, Comatulida, Comatulidae. The coding region runs from base 110 to 3205 and encodes 1031 amino acids. Gene Ontology annotation, cellular component: FACT complex.
CUCGUGUGUAUUCGCCUUCUCGCGCCAUUUUACUACGAUGUGCUGAGUUCUUUAUCAUCAAAGAACAGCUCUUUCGUGUCACAAAUUUGAGUUGUAAGUUGACAAAAAAAUGGCAGGUAUCGCUGUAGAUAAAGAUGCAUUUUGCCGACGUAUGACUUUACUAUACGAAGCUUGGAAAAAUGGUGAUGGUGGAAAUGGAUUAGGCAAAGCAGAUGCUCUUGUUACUGCCGUGGGUGUAGAUGAGGAAACAGUUUAUGCCAAAUCAACAGCAUUACAGACAUGGUUGUUCGGUUAUGAACUGACAGACACGGUUAUGGUUCUGUGCGAAAAAAACAUCUACUUCUUGGCCAGCAAGAAGAAAGUUGAGUUUCUAAAGCAGGUGGCUUCGGAGAAGGAGAACCAGGAGGGGUUGCCCCCUAUAACUCUAUACACGCGGGACAAAACCGACGGAAACAAGGCCAAUUUUGCGAAACUCGUUGAAGCAAUUAAGGAGAGCAAAGAUGGUAAGACUAUUGGUGUGUUUCGCAAAGACAAUUUCCCUGGUGAUUUCAUGGACGGAUGGAACAAGGCUUUGUCAGAUGGUGAAUUUGAGAAGGUUGAUAUUAGUGCUGCAGUGGCCAAAGUGAUGGCAGUGAAAGAAGAAAAGGAAAUCUCGCUGAUAAAGAAAGCCUGCCAGGCGACAUGUGAUGUGUUCAAUAAACAAUUUAAAGAAGAGUUAAUGGAGGUUGUUGAUGCUGACAAGAAAAUAAGACACAACAAAAUGGCCGAGAACAUUGAGUCAUCGUUAGAAAACAAGAAAAUUAUUGGUAAUAUGGAGUCAAAUUUCUUGGAUAUGUGCUAUCCCCCAAUUAUUCAGAGUGGAGGAAAUUACAACCUCAAAUUCAGUGUUGUCAGUGAUCAAAAUAAAUUACAUUUUGGAACAAUUAUCUGUGCUCUUGGGGUGCGUUACAAGUCGUACUGCUCUAAUGUUGUGAGGACGAUGUUUGUUGACCCCAGUGAACAACAGCAAGACAACUACAACUUCCUGUUGACCCUCGAAGAAGAGGUUUUAAAAGCUUUAGUUGAUGGAGCAAAAUUGUCCUCGGUUUAUGGUGCUGCUGUGGAUUUUGUGAAGAAAAAGAAACCAGACCUCUUACCAAACUUGACAAAGAAUAUUGGAUUCGUAAUGGGGAUUGAAUUCCGAGAAGGUUCUCUGGUAUUAAAUGCAAAGUCUGAUUUAAAAGCAAGUAAAGGGAUGGUGUUUAAUAUCAACAUUGGGUUCUCAAACUUAACAAAUAAGGAGGGCAAAGGAGAACAGGAGAAGAAGUAUGCGUUAUUUAUCGGGGACACGGUUCUAGUUAAUGAGGAUCAACCAGCAACUAUUCUGACACAAAUGAAGAAGAAGAUAAAACAUGUUGGUAUAUUCUUAAAGGCUGAUGAUGAAGAGGAGGAAGAGAUUGAAAGGCCGGAUGAGCUCCUUGGCAGAGGCAUGAGGAAGGCUGUUCUAGAAAGCAAACUAAGGACGGAUAUUUCAACAGAGGAUAAAAGAAAGUCACAUCAGCGAGAACUAGCAAUGCAAAUGAACACUGAAGCGAAAGAGAGAUUAGCACAAGUGAAGUCUGACAAAGGAAAAGUCAAGGUCAAGAAAUCAAAUGUGUCUUAUAAAAGUGUUUCACAAAUGCCUAAUGAUCCGGAUAUUCAUGCACUGAGAAUCUCCAUUGAUAAGAAGCAUGAGACAGUUAUACUGCCAGUGUUUACCAUUCCUACACCUUAUCAUAUAUCUACUAUAAAGAACAUUAGUCAAAGCGUGGAAGGAGACUACACAUACCUGCGAAUAAAUUUCCAUCAUCCUGGUAGCUCGGUUGGGCGCCUAGAUACCGUCGCCUUUCCAAAUCCAGAGGCUGUUUUCGUUAAAGAAGUUACCUAUCGAAGUUCAAACACUAAAGCACCGGGAGAAUCAUCAGCUCCGGCUACUAAUCUCAACACAGCUUUUAGACUUAUCAAGGACGUCCAGAAAAAAUUCAAAACAAGGGAAGCUGAAAUGAGGGAAAAAGAGGGAAUCGUAAAGCAAGACACCUUAAUGAUCAAUCCGAACCGUGGGAAUCCCAAGUUGAAGGACCUGUACAUCAGACCAAAUAUCACACACAAGCGAAUCCAGGGAACACUGGAAGCACAUACAAAUGGUUUCCGUUACACAUCCGUACGUGGCGAUAAAGUUGAUAUUUUGUAUAACAACAUCAUGCACGCCAUCUUUCAACCGUGUGACAACGAGAUGGUUAUAUUACUACACUUUCAUCUGAAGAAUGCUAUUUUAUUUGCUAAUAAACGACAUGUUGACAUCCAGUUUUACACGGAGGUCGGCGAGAUUACGACUGAUUUAUUGAAACAUCACAACAUUCAUGAUAGAGAUGACAUCAGGUCAGAACAGCAUGAAAGAGAGUUACGGCACAAACUCAAGUCAGCUUUUAAGAAUUUCCUGGAGAAAGUAGAAACGAUCUCAAAAGGUGAAAUUGAAUUUGAAUCACCUUUCCGAGACUUGGGUUUCUUUGGUGUACCCCAUCGGAGUACUGUUCUCUUGCAGCCAACAAGUAGUUGUUUACUGUGUGUCACAGAAUGGCCGACAUUUGUGAUAACGUUAGAGGAAGUUGAACUGGUGCAUUUUGAGCGUGUUUCAUUCCAUAUUAAAAAUUUCGACAUGGUGUUCAUCUUCAAAGACUAUUCGAAAAAGGUUGCCACUGUCAAUUCCGUUCCUAUGAAUCUCCUCGACCAGGUCAAGGAUUGGCUGAACUCUUGUGAUAUCAAGUACACAGAGGGUGUGCAAUCUCUCAACUGGACCAAGAUCAUGCGGACGAUCGUGGAUGACCCUGAAGGAUUUUUUGAUAAUGGUGGCUGGACAUUCCUGGACCCUGAAAGUUCUGGGGAAGAGGAUGAUUCAGAAGAUGAAGGAGAAGAAAGCUAUCUUCCUUCAGGGUCAGAGGUCAACAGUGAAGAAACCUCAGACAGUGAAUUUGACGAGGAAUCUGAGAGUGAAUUUGAUGAGAGUGAUGCAUCAGGAGUGGAGGAAUUGUCUAGUGAUGAGGAGAGUGGAAAAGAUUGGGAUGAGUUGGAGAAAGAAGCGGCACAAGAUGACAAGCAGAAGCGAGAACAAGACGAGGAGGAAGAAACACUAAGUCGAAAACGUAAACCGAGAAGCCAAGGUGGUGCGGCCAGAAAAAGGAAGCGCUAGCUACCAUUGGAUGAAAUUAAUCACAUGAUCGAAAUCUUCACCAAUCAGAGCUGUAAGAAUCAAAUUCCAAGUAGAUGAUGCAAAAUAUCUCGAAGGCAUACUGGAUGACUCAUGUGUUGUCUAUGUCAUGGAAGCAGUCAAUUAACAUGAAAAGACCAUCAAUUAGUAAAUGGUUUCCAGACCAAAUACUCCACUCCUUGCUUUUUCUAGGUUGCUGUUUUGAUAUAUAUAUAUAUAUAUAUACACAUACUGUACAGUAUUAUGUUAACCUUGAUCAAAGCUACUGAAUAACAAUAGGAUGCUUUUGAUUGUACGACAGUGGUAGGAUGUAGAUUGUAAUGAUGUGUCACAGUCAUCUGCGCAUAGGAGAACUUGCGUUAUUGUCGCGUGGAUUCUGAACGCAAUUUGGUUAGGACAGUCACGCAUGGGUGAGUCAGUUCCGUUCACGUCGUCGUGCAAAUCGAAAGCGCCCUAAUGUGUAUGCAUAUUGGAUGAAAACAAACACAGUAGGCAUAAAUCUAUGGAUCAUUUGUUUAUAUUUGUAGUGUCUUUAAAAACGACUUGCUGGGCAAAACAAUUAUAUAUAUGUAGCGGGUGUCCACUACUUGAAGUAAGCGAAUCCGUCACUUAAUUUGUCGUGGGGGCUCGGGUUCCAUGUUUACAUAUAUGGCCACAAAUAAAACAAGAGGAACCUUUUCUAGUUAUAUACUUAUAUAAUGAUUUAUUGGGCAGUGGGGAUUACAAAUAUGGACUUAAAAAUUGGACCUAACCUAACCUAACAAACUACUCAUGUGAGACCGUCGGCAAUGCAGCGUACGCUUGUAGAAAGUAAAAUAAUAAUAAAUGCAAGAAGUCCAACAAAAAUAGAGUUAAAAAUGAUAUAACAAAGUUCAGCUCAGGAAGAUAUCCAAAAUCGCAUCCACCUGCAAUCGUCUGGUUGCACUUGGUACCGGUAUUUGUUACAGCAAAUCAAACUGUUCUUCUGAUUCAAGUCAAGAAAAUAGUGAAACCAAAAGAGUAGUAAUUCUUCUUCCUUAUUAAUUCAGGAAGGUUUCCAGUCAACAGCUUUCUGAAGAAAAUUCACAUUUAUCCCAAGUCUAUCCGACUGUUGGACUAUACUUCUGUGUGAAAACGGCAUAUUUUUAUGCCAAAUAUCUGGAUUUGCCCAUAUAUGGGCAUGGUAAUAUCAUCACAGCCUCAUAAAUGGGGAAAUCACACAGGUACGGUAUUUGUCACAACAAUUGAUAGUGUGGAUUUGGCAUAUGUCCGAGCUUGAAUUCAGACCAAUCACAAAUCAAAGAGGAGGGGAUGUUUAAAUAUUCAAUGUGCAUAGGAUGAUUUCAGGCUUGCCUAGAUUGUCGCGUUAACCAUUACAGAAAUCCACUUGCGGAUGUCAUUUAUCCAGCUUGUUGUGAAGAUGUGUGAUGAUUUUGAUAGUAAUUUGUAUAUAUUUAAUUUACAUAUGAUUCAGUUGUGCUUUUCCAAUUUGGUAACAACAGACUGUAUAUUCUGAAAAGUAUUGUCAAGGGAGAGUUGUUGGCAAAUUCAUAAAAUUUAAGAACAGGGGUUAAGAUAUUAGGUGCAAGUAAAUGAAUUGUAAAAUCCAUAGUGCGUCAAUAGUGAUAUAAUUAAUAUAUACUGCCGCCUAUUGGGCAACAUGGUUAGGAUAAAUACUGCUCUUUCCAGCAACAACAUUCAAGCACUGUAGUAUGACACUUGUACAUUUUUUUUGCAUUAGGGCAUUAUGAGGCAAAAGUAUAUUACUGUAUAUAAGACCAUCUAACUGUGUCAAUAUCAGGCAGACAUUUGCAUUUCAGACAGUAUUGGAGUUGAUUUAAUUGGUGGCUUACCAAUUUGAGUGGGCUUUUCUUUCUUGCUUUAUAAUAAAAACAAGAAAUUUGUAAA